CUCCCCGCUCCUGCUGUUUGCCAACCGCCGGGAUGUGCGGCUGGUGGAUGCUGGUGGAGUCAAGCUGGAGUCCACCGUUGUGGUCAGUGGGCUGGAAGAUGCAGCUGCCGUGGACUUCCAGUUCUCCAAGGGUGCCGUGUACUGGACAGAUGUGAGCGAGGAGGCCAUCAAGCAGACCUACCUGAACCACACGGGGGUGGCUACACAGAAUGUCAUUGUCUCUGGCCUGGUCUCACCUGAUGGCCUAGCCUGUGACUGGGUGGGCAAAAAGCUGUACUGGACGGACUCAGAGACCAACCGCAUCGAGGUGGCCAACCUCAAUGGCACAUCCCGGAAGGUGCUGUUCUGGCAGGACCUGGACCAGCCGAGGGCCAUCGCUCUGGACCCCGCCCAUGGGUACAUGUACUGGACAGACUGGGGGGAGACGCCCCGGAUUGAGCGGGCAGGGAUGGACGGCAGCACCCGGAAAAUCAUUGUGGACUCAGAAAUUUACUGGCCCAAUGGGCUGACCAUUGACCUGGAGGAGCAGAAGCUCUACUGGGCUGAUGCAAAGCUCAGCUUCAUCCAUCGUGCCAACCUGGACGGCUCAUUCAGGCAGAAGGUGGUAGAAGGCAGUCUGACGCACCCCUUCGCUCUGACGCUGUCUGGAGACACGUUAUACUGGACGGACUGGCAAACCCGCUCUAUUCAUGCCUGUAACAAGAGGACGGGUGAGAAGAGGAAGGAGAUCCUCAGCGCCCUCUACUCGCCCAUGGACAUCCAGGUGCUCAGCCAGGAGCGGCAGCCUUCCUUCCACACUCGAUGUGAGGAGGACAAUGGUGGCUGCUCCCACUUAUGUCUGCUGUCCCCGAGGGAGCCUUUCUAUACCUGUGCCUGCCCUACCGGUGUGCAGCUCCAGGACAACGGCAGGACGUGUAAGGCAGGGGCCGAGGAGGUGCUGCUGUUAGCCCGGCGCACAGACCUGAGGAGGAUCUCUCUGGACACACCAGACUUUACAGACAUUGUGCUUCAAGUGGAUGACAUCCGGCAUGCCAUUGCCAUUGACUAUGACCCGUUGGAGGGCCACGUCUACUGGACAGAUGAUGAGGUGCGGGCCAUCCGCAGGGCGCAGCUGGAUGGGUCAGAGGCGCAGACGCUGGUGAACACUGAGAUCAAUGACCCUGAUGGCAUCGCUGUGGACUGGGUGGCCCGCAACCUCUACUGGACUGACACAGGCACUGACCGCAUCGAGGUGACACGGCUCAAUGGCACCUCCCGCAAGAUCCUGGUGUCCGAGGAUCUGGACGAGCCCCGGGCUAUUGUGCUGCACCCUGUGAUGGGCCUCAUGUACUGGACAGACUGGGGGGAGAACCCCAAAAUUGAGUGUGCCAACCUAGAUGGACGGGAGCGGCAUGUCCUGGUGAACACCUCCCUUGGGUGGCCAAAUGGCCUGGCCCUGGACCUGCAGGAGGGCAAGUUGUAUUGGGGAGACGCCAAGACAGACAAAAUUGAGGUGAUCAACAUGGAUGGGACCAAGAGGCAGACCCUCCUGGAGGACAAGCUCCCACACAUUUUUGGGUUCACACUGCUGGGGGACUUCAUCUACUGGACCGACUGGCAACGGCGCAGCAUUGAGCGGGUACACAAGGUCAAGGCAAGCCGGGAUGUCAUCAUUGAUCAGCUGCCUGACCUCAUGGGGCUCAAAGCCGUGAAUGUGGCCAAGGUCAUUGGAACCAACCCAUGUGCUGAUGGGAACGGGGGAUGCAGCCAUCUGUGCUUCUUCACGCCCCGUGCCACCAGAUGUGGCUGCCCCAUUGGCCUGGAGCUGCUGAGUGACAUGAAGACCUGCAUAGUCCCCGAGGCCUUCCUGGUGUUCACCAGCCGGGCUGCCAUCCACAGGAUCUCCCUGGAGACCAACAACAAUGAUGUGGCCAUCCCCCUCACUGGCGUCAAGGAGGCCUCUGCACUGGACUUCGAUGUGUCCAACAACCACAUCUACUGGACAGAUGUCAGCCUGAAGACCAUCAGCAGAGCCUUUAUGAAUGGCAGCUCUGUGGAGCAUGUGAUCGAGUUUGGCCUCGACUACCCUGAAGGCAUGGCUGUGGACUGGAUGGGCAAGAACCUCUACUGGGCUGACACUGGGACCAACAGGAUAGAGGUGGCCCGGCUGGACGGGCAGUUCCGGCAGGUCCUUGUGUGGAGGGACUUGGACAACCCAAGAUCACUGGCCCUGGAUCCCACCAAAGGCUACAUCUACUGGACGGAGUGGGGUGGCAAGCCAAGAAUCGUGCAGGCCUUCAUGGACGGGACCAACUGCAUGACCCUGGUGGACAAGGUGGGCCGGGCCAACGACCUCACCAUUGACUAUGCUGACCAGCGCCUGUACUGGACUGACCUGGACACCAACAUGAUUGAGUCAUCCAACAUGCUGGGCCAGGAACGCGUAGUGAUCGCUGACGACCUGCCACACCCCUUCGGCCUCACGCAGUACAGUGAUUACAUCUACUGGACAGACUGGAACCUGCACAGCAUUGAGCGGGCCGACAAGACCAGUGGCCGGAACCGCACCCUUGUCCAGGGACACCUGGACUUUGUGAUGGACAUCCUCGUGUUCCACUCCUCCCGCCAGGAUGGCCUCAAUGACUGCGUGCACAACAACGGCCAGUGCGGGCAGCUGUGCCUGGCCAUCCCUGGUGGCCACCGCUGUGGCUGUGCCUCACACUAUACCUUGGACCCCAGCAGUCGUAACUGCAGCCCACCCUCCACCUUCUUGCUGUUCAGCCAGAAAGGUGCAAUCAGCCAAAUGAUCCCUGAUGACCAGCACAGCCCAGACCUCAUCCUGCCCUUGCAUGGGCUGAGGAAUGUCAAGGCCAUCGACUACGACCCGCUGGACAAGUUCAUCUACUGGGUGGAUGGGCGUCAGAACAUCAAGCGAGCCAAGGAUGAUGGUUCCCAGGCCCUUGUUCUGACCUCUCCGGGUCAAAGUCCAGAGAGGCAGCCACACGACCUCAGCAUCGACAUCUAUAGCCGGACAUUGUUCUGGACAUGUGAGGCCACCAACACCAUCAAUGUCCAUCGGUUAGAUGGGGACGCCAUGGGAGUAGUGCUCCGGGGGGAGCGAGACAAGCCGCGAGCCAUCACAGUCAAUGCGGAGCGAGGGUAUCUGUACUUCACCAACAUGCAGGACCGUGCAGCUAAGAUAGAGCGUGCAGCCCUUGAUGGCACGGAGCGCGAGGUCCUCUUCACCACGGGCCUUAUCCGCCCCGUGGCCCUUGUGGUGGACAACACUCUGGGCAAGCUCUUCUGGGUGGACGCAGACCUGAAGCGCAUUGAGAGCUGCGACCUGUCAGGGGCCAAUCGCCUGACCCUGCAGGACGCAAGCAUUGUGCAGCCUGUGGGCCUGACAGUGCUCGGCCGGCAUCUCUACUGGGUAGACCGCCAGCAGCAGAUGAUUGAGCGUGUGGAGAAGACCACUGGGGACAAGCGGACUCGCAUCCAAGGCCGUGUUGCCCACCUCACAGGCGUCCACGCCGUGGAGGAAGUCAACCUGGAGGAGUUCUGGUGCUCAUGCCCAGUCCACCUUGUACUCCUGCAGAACCUGCUGACCUGUGGCGAGCCUCCCACCUGCUCCCCUGACCAGUUUGCGUGUGCCACUGGUGAGAUCGACUGCAUCCCUGGGGCCUGGCGCUGUGACGGCUUCCCUGAGUGUGAUGACCAGAGUGAUGAGGAGGGCUGCCCGGUGUGCUCGGCAGCCCAGUUCCCGUGUGCGCGCGGCCAGUGUGUGGACCUGCGUCUGCGCUGCGACGGCGAGGCUGACUGCCAGGAUCGCUCUGAUGAGGCUGACUGUGAUGCUGUCUGCCUGCCCAACCAGUUCCGGUGUGCCAGUGGCCAGUGUGUCCUCAUCAAACAGCAGUGUGACUCCUUCCCUGACUGCAUGGACGGCUCCGAUGAGCUCAUGUGUGAAAUUACCAAGCCACCCUCUGAUGACACCCCGGCCCACAGCAGCGCCAUCGGGCCUGUCAUCGGGAUCAUCCUCUCACUCUUUGUCAUGGGCGGGGUCUAUUUCGUCUGCCAGCGUGUGGUGUGCCAGCGCUACGUGGGGGCCAAUGGACCCUUCCCACACGAGUAUGUCAGCGGGACCCCCCACGUGCCCCUCAAUUUCAUAGCCCCAGGUGGCUCACAGCAUGGUCCUUUCCCAGGCAUCUCCUGCAGCAAGUCCAUGAUGAGCUCUGUGAGCUUGAUGGGGGGCCGGAGUGGUGUGCCCUUGUAUGACCGGAACCACGUCACUGGGGCCUCAUCUAGCAGUUCGUCCAGCACAAAAGCCACGCUGUACCCACCGAUUCUGAACCCGCCGCCAUCCCCAGCCACAGACCCCUCCCUGUACAACAUGGACAUGUUCUACUCUUCAAACAUUCCAGCCGCCACCAGGUCAUACAGGCCCUAUAUCAUUCGAGGCAUGGCACCGCCGACGACACCCUGCAGCACAGAUGUGUGCGACAGUGACUACAGCGCCAACCGCUGGAAGGCCAGCAAAUACUAUCUGGAUUUGAACUCAGACUCAGACCCAUACCCACCCCCACCCACCCCCCACAGCCAGUACCUGUCAGCAGAAGACAGCUGCCCGCCCUCGCCUGUCACUGAACGGAGCUACUGCCACCUCUUCCCACCCCCGCCGUCCCCCUGCACGGACUCAUCCUGACCUUGGCCGGCCCACCCCGGCCUCUCUGCGCCCCUGUAAAUAUUUUUAAAUAUGAACAAAGAAAAAAUAUAUUUUAUGAUUUAAAAAAUAAAUAUAAUUGGG
Messenger RNA from Octodon degus (degu), 4780 nucleotides. It is a transcript of the gene Lrp5, whose product is annotated as LDL receptor related protein 5. Bases 401 to 4678 code for a protein of 1425 amino acids. The record is from RefSeq and is a predicted model, not a curated record. Gene Ontology annotation, molecular function: protein binding. The transcript is spliced from 22 exons. NCBI's taxonomy places the organism in Eukaryota, Metazoa, Chordata, Mammalia, Rodentia, Octodontidae.